AUGGUUUGGUCUCCUACCAAGACGACCGCCGCGCUGUGCGCCCUACUGGCAGCCGCCGCGUCGCUGCCGUCGCGCGUCGUCGUCGUCUCGGCCGACAUGACGUCGCUCGACCAUCACCACCACGAAGCGCACGUAGGCGACGUGGACGCAGCUGCGACCGGUGACGCGCUGCACGCGCGCGAUGCAGCGGGACCGACCGACGGGCCGCAGGACGAAGAGGGCGCGCCCGACUACAAGUGGUACUGGCACCACGGCGAAGACUCGAUGUUCGCGCAGGACAGCGGCGUGUUUACGAACUUCAAGCCGAACGACACGGACCAGACGUGCUCGCAAGACACGCACGCGACGCCGUUCAACAAACAGGUGCGGGGCGUGAACCUCGGCGGGUGGCUCGUGCUCGAGCCGUGGAUCACGCCGACGCUGUUCUACCAGUUCCUCAACACGCAGCAGCGGUACGGCGACAAGGCGCCCGAGAAGACGGCCAUGGACAUGUACACGUUCUGCACGGCGCUCGGGAAAGAAGAAGCGAACCGCCAGCUGCGCAUCCACUACGACCGGUGGGUCACGGAGAAGGACAUUGCUGCGCUCGCGGAAGCCGGCAUCAACUCGCUGCGAGUGCCCGUGGGCGACUGGAUGUUCAACCCGUACGAGCCGUUCGCUGGCUGCACAACUGGCGCCGUUGAAGCGCUCGACCGCGUGGCGGACCUCGCGCUCAAGUACAACAUGGACAUUCUGCUGGACAUCCACGGCCUCAUUGGCUCGCAGAACGGCUUUGACAACAGCGGCAAGUCCACGGCCGUCAAGUGGACGUCCAUUGCGAGCACGCAGCCCGUGGGCACAACGACGUUUGAGCACUGGCCGAUCCGUCAGGCCGAGUGGGCCGGUACGUUUGACGUGGAGAACCACAACUACACGAGCAUCAACUACGCGAACCUCAACCACUCGAUCGUGACGGUCGAAGCCAUCAUCAAUCGAUACAAGGGCCACGAAGCCAUCAUGGGGCUUGAGCCCGUGAAUGAACCGUGGGAGCUCACGCCCAUCAAAGUGCUCAAGGAGUACUACUGGAAGUCGUACAAACGUGUCAAGGUGCUUGCCCCGUCGUGGAAGUUUGUCAUCCACGACUCGUUCCGGUUCGGGUUGCCGUUGUGGGCAGACUUUCUGCACGGGUGUCCCGACAUCGCCAUGGACACGCACAUUUACCAGGCGUGGAAUCCGCCUGGCACGAUGGCUGACUUUAACUCGAACGCUUGCCAGCAAAAGUACGUCAUCAGCAAGAUGGAAAACGCCUUGAUGCCCGUGAUCGUCGGCGAGUGGUCAGUCGGUACUGACAAUUGCGCCAUGUGGCUGAACGGCUUCAACGACAAUUUGCCGGGCUUCCCGAAAGUCCAAUGCCACAUGAUAGACUGCCCAGUGAACAGCACGUAUCUCGGGGAAGGGUUCCCGGGCACUCCGCUGGACACGACCAAGCCCAUCCAGGGACCGUACGGCACGGGCAUGUCAGGUCCAUCGUUUGGCAAGUGUCCUGUGAACAGUCAGAGCUCUUUCAGCCAGAAAGACGACGCUGCGUUGACCAGGUCGUUGACGCUGAAGAAGCUGAAUGGUUUCGCUGUGGGCCACGGAUGGUACUUCUGGAACUUCAAGACGGAGUUUGCCACGAAGUGGAGUUUCUUGGACUUGGUCCGCAACGGUGCGUUCCCCAAGAACGUAUCGCACUACCACGAAAGCGACGGUGUGCAGUCGGUCUGCGUGAAGGAAGACGAAGGUGACUUUGUGUGCCGUGCCAAGCGUGGUGUUCAAGAAUAUGAGCUCAAGAGCGGGCUCGCGUUCGCCUGCAACUUCCCUGACAUCGACUGCUCGGACAUCGAGCAGCGUUUCGACACGCUGGAAGAGCAGUGUGACUGGGCGUUCGACCAGUACUGGCACUACAAUCGCGAGAAAGGUGCGACUUGCGAUUUCGGCGGUGCUGGUCACCUGUUGAACGUGCCAGGCACGGCGGCUUCGAAGCAUCCGUCUUCCCCGACGUCUCAGAAGCUCAAGGCGCAGCAGCCAGACGACUCGUCGAUGCCCGUGGCCAAGUGGGGUUUUGCAGCCAUCAUGGGCGUCGUUGCCCUCGCCCUGAUUGUGGUUGGCGGUGCAGCCUUUGCCGUGAUGCGCUGGCGUCAGCAGCGUGCGCGUCGCGAGUACUCGCCCAUCGCUGGUCGUUCGUAG
Hyaloperonospora brassicae is the source of this 2208-nucleotide messenger RNA. Lineage: Eukaryota; Oomycota; Peronosporomycetes; Peronosporales; Peronosporaceae. The record is from the annotation of a GenBank genome assembly.